AACCAAUAAGUGUGCUAGAAAAUUGUUGGCAAGACUUUGAGCACUUUAAAUUUUGUUUUGUUGUAACAGACAAUGCAGAUCUUCGUGAAGACCCUGACUGGCAAGACCAUCACCCUGGAGGUGGAGCCCAGCGACACCAUCGAGAAUGUCAAGGCCAAGAUCCAGGAUAAGGAAGGCAUCCCUCCCGACCAGCAGAGGCUGAUCUUUGCAGGCAAACAGCUGGAAGACGGCCGCACCCUGUCUGACUACAACAUCCAGAAGGAGUCCACCCUGCACCUGGUCCUGCGUCUCCGAGGUGGCAUGCAGAUCUUCGUGAAGACCCUGACUGGCAAGACCAUCACCCUGGAGGUGGAGCCCAGCGACACCAUCGAGAAUGUCAAGGCCAAGAUCCAGGAUAAGGAAGGCAUCCCUCCCGACCAGCAGAGGCUGAUCUUUGCAGGCAAACAGCUGGAAGACGGCCGCACCCUGUCUGACUACAACAUCCAGAAGGAGUCCACCUUGCACCUGGUCCUGCGUCUCCGAGGUGGCAUGCAGAUCUUCGUGAAGACCCUGACUGGCAAGACCAUCACCCUGGAGGUGGAGCCCAGCGACACCAUCGAGAAUGUCAAGGCCAAGAUCCAGGAUAAGGAAGGCAUCCCUCCCGACCAGCAGAGGCUGAUCUUUGCAGGCAAGCAGCUGGAAGACGGCCGCACCCUGUCUGACUACAACAUCCAGAAGGAGUCCACCCUGCACCUGGUCCUGCGUCUCCGAGGUGGCAUGCAGAUCUUCGUGAAGACCCUGACUGGCAAGACCAUCACCCUGGAGGUGGAGCCCAGCGACACCAUCGAGAAUGUCAAGGCCAAGAUCCAGGAUAAGGAAGGCAUCCCUCCCGACCAGCAGAGGCUGAUCUUUGCAGGCAAACAGCUGGAAGACGGCCGCACCCUGUCUGACUACAACAUCCAGAAGGAGUCCACCCUGCACCUGGUCCUGCGCCUGAGGGGUGGUGUCUAAGUUCUCCCCCUCAAGCUUUCAGCACGUUUCAGCACACUUUUCUUUCAAUAAAGUUCUUGCAUUCCCAAA
Molecule: messenger RNA, 1059 nt
Organism: Ochotona princeps (American pika)
Lineage: Eukaryota; Metazoa; Chordata; Mammalia; Lagomorpha; Ochotonidae
Gene: UBB
Product: ubiquitin B
Exons: 1
Coding region: 73-990 (305 amino acids)
Biological process (GO): protein ubiquitination; modification-dependent protein catabolic process
Cellular component (GO): nucleus; cytoplasm
Molecular function (GO): ubiquitin protein ligase binding; protein tag activity
Source: RefSeq, a predicted model, not a curated record